Schistocerca piceifrons (Central American locust) is the source of this 434-nucleotide messenger RNA. RefSeq lists its product as uncharacterized. The transcript has 3 exons. Bases 49 to 315 code for a protein of 88 amino acids. Gene Ontology annotation, molecular function: hormone activity. Lineage: Eukaryota; Metazoa; Arthropoda; Insecta; Orthoptera; Acrididae. The record is from RefSeq and is a predicted model, not a curated record. Gene Ontology annotation, cellular component: extracellular region.
AAUCGGCAUCUCGUCAAGACUCCGCAGCCUCUCCAGCACAGCCCAAACAUGGUCGCAAGACUGUUUCUCGCACUGACGGUGACGGCAUGGUGUUGCUACCUGGUGGCAUCCCAGGUGACCUUCUCAAGGGACUGGAGCCCAGGAAAACGCAGUCCCGAGCCUACUUGUGCCAAACAUGCUGCCUCCAUCUGCCAGAUCCUCGUGAACGAACUUCGUCAACUGGCAGCGUGUGAAAUGAAGUCCCUGCUGCGAUACCACGCCGAAGAAGUGAAUGUUCCCCAAGAAAUUUACAUUGACGGAAAUGGUGGAAGAUAAGCUGUUAUAAUUUUAAAACGAAAAUAAAGUAAAUUGAAUUGUUUAAAAGAUGUGUAAAUAACUGACUGAAUUUUAAUUAUACUGUUUUUCCUCAAUAAUAAUUUACAGGCAGAAAUAAA